This is a messenger RNA of Phycomyces blakesleeanus NRRL 1555(-), 687 nucleotides long. RefSeq lists its product as hypothetical. Gene Ontology annotation, biological process: NLS-bearing protein import into nucleus. The record is from RefSeq and is a predicted model, not a curated record. Lineage: Eukaryota; Fungi; Mucoromycota; Mucoromycetes; Mucorales; Phycomycetaceae. Gene Ontology annotation, molecular function: nuclear import signal receptor activity; protein binding. The coding region runs from base 1 to 687 and encodes 228 amino acids. Gene Ontology annotation, cellular component: nucleus. The transcript is spliced from 5 exons.
AUGGAAUCAGAUCCUUUUAUUGAGAUCACAAUGCAACUGGCUAAUGUCGCAUUAAAUACUCAUGCCAUGGACACCAUGGAUCUACCUGUUAUUGCCCGUCUCUUAGGGAACUCUAGAGACCAUGACUGUCUAGAAAGCCUUGUCCAUUUACGUAUUCAUUUAACCCAAAAAAUAAAUGACAGCUCGCAUGCUAUGGAAAUAGUGAUAGCGUGGGGGCUCCUCGAACGUCUUCGUUGUCUUUUACAAAUUAAUGAACCUGAUAUUCAAUUCGAGUGCGCGUGGAUUAUUACAAACCUUGCAGCAGGAGAACCUAAAUACCAAAAGCAUAUAAUUGAUGCCGGAUUUUUCCUUCCUUUGCUAUACUGCUUGUCUUAUGCUGGUCAUAGUAGAGCACGCAUUCAGGCAUCGUGGGCGUUAUCAAAUCUGACAGCAGAAUCUGUUAUUUUACGUGAACAAUGGAUGUAUCAUGGCGCACACACCAUGAUAAACCAAUUAAAGCUCUUGUGUGCAGAAGAUAUAGUUCAUGACUUAUCGAUAGUUGAAGAUAAACGAGUACUUGGUUGGUCCCUUUCUAAUAUGUGCAGAGGUGGAUUCAAUAGUACCAAUUAUCAAGAAAUGGCAAGUAAUAUGAAUGUAUUAAAUAAUACAAUACUGAUAUGGUGCUAUCAUGAUUGUUUUUUUUCUUAA